This is a messenger RNA of Miscanthus lutarioriparius, 525 nucleotides long. NCBI's taxonomy places the organism in Eukaryota, Viridiplantae, Streptophyta, Magnoliopsida, Poales, Poaceae. The record is from the annotation of a GenBank genome assembly.
AUGGCCGCCACGCCCGCUUCCAGAAACCACCAUGCCAAGCAACGCCAGCCUUAUCCUCUCCCCACGGACCCGUCAAAGCACGUCCGUCGGCGUCUCACCGCAUCCAUCCGCACCGCCGCCUCGCAGCCUCCGCCUGUUCUUCCUCUCCCCCGUCUGCGACCUCCACCGCCGGCGCCCUCCGGCGGUCUCACCGCAUCCGUGCGCACCGUCGCGGCGCUCUGCCCCGCCUUCGGCCAGCUGCGAAGACGCCCCGCUAGAGCGCCCCCCGCCUGCACCCUCCCCAGGACGCGCGACGCGGCCUGCAGGGCGCCGAUGCGCCACGCCGCACCAACGCCGCUCGGGCGCGCCAUAGCCCCGCAACAGCGCCCGCCCGCCUCCGGCCACCUCCCUCAUGGCGCUUCAUCCUCGCACACUCCUGCAGCAGCGACGGGAGCGCGUACGGCCGCGUCCGCCGCCCGCUGGCGCAGGGAGGCACCAAGCGCCCUCCGCGGUCGCCCAGUGAGAUGGGGGCAGCAGAAUAUUUAG